UAAAUUUUCUUAGGAGCACAAGGAACCCAUGUACACUGAAUAUGCGCCCAUCUAGCCUUUUAAUAAUACAACAUUACACCCAGAGUUGGUAUGUGCUAUAACUCGUCCUCUAGGCUGGUAAUACAGUAGGCUGCACCUUUAAGCCUGCAGAGUGCACCGAGUUCAUGUGUCCAUAAAGGCGCACGAUAUGACCGUACACACUGCUGACAGCCCAUUUGCCGCGUAGACUACAGUAGAGUAGUGUACCUACAGUAACCUGGCAGGUCCUACCGAAAUGUCUGUGUCUUUAAAAAGAACUCUUUACCGACUGGUGCAUGAUGUCAGGCUGCUUGCAGUCCGUAUACUGUUCAUGUGAGCGGCGUUCACUUCCUGCAAAGGGACAGAAGCGGGCAGAGAGAGAAAGAGAGAGUGGGAUAGAUAGAGAGAUGGGGGACGAGCGGCCAAGAUAGGACGAGAGUGAUAGAGUAGAGCCAGCGGACGAGGGAAAACCGGGGCCUGCUUUUUUUUUUCUACACCCCGCAAACUUUGUAGGUUAUCCGAAGAGAAAGCGUGUGCCACAUCUGCAGCUGCAGUUUAUGGAAUAGCGACGAAUCGGAUGCCUCUCUCGCUGGCAGUGUCUGCAGUGAAUAUCUGAAACCACAUCUUCCUCUUCGUCUGCGUCCAACAUGUCCCAGCUGCUCCAUGUGGAGAUCCCGAACUUUGGAGCCACAGUUCUGGGCUCCCUUAAUGAGCAGCGCCUGCUGGGACACUACUGCGAUGUAUCCAUCCUGGUCAAAGGUCAGGCGUUCAAAGCCCACCGGGCCGUUUUGGCUGCCAGCAGCCUCUACUUUCGUGACCUCUUCAGCACCUCCACCAAGACCCAAUUUGAGUUGCCCUCCUCAGUCACACCUGCUUGCUUUGAGCAGAUCCUCACUUUCUGCUAUACAGGGAAGCUAACCAUGGCAGCUAGUGAACAGCUGGUGGUCAUGUACACAGCUGGCUACCUCCAAAUCCAGCAUAUAGUUGAAAGAGGCAUGGACCUAAUGUUCAAAGCGAACUCACCUCACUGUGACUCGCAAACAGCAGGGUCCUUAGAGGAAACGGGAUCCGAGCCGCAGAGUCCUUGUAAUAAUGGUAACGGUCUAGCGGUGGCUGCCCUUUUGGCAACCCCUGGUUGGUCUCCAUCCUUAAUCAUGCCGCACCGUAAGAUUAAACUAGAGGGGGCUGACCCAACACCCCUGACAAUACCCUCGACACAAACCAAGAUUUCGUCUUCGGAGUUGGGGAGUCGGCUGGCAAGGGCCAGUUCACUGUUCUACACAACGGCUGGAGGGACCCCCAUCCCUGGUAUGCCUUCUUACCACCUACAAGGGGCCAGUGGAGGUGGAACAGGAGGAGGAGCUGGAGUUGAAAGGUCCAGUCCUGGAUCGUCCAGCCUGCCCACCACUGACAGUCCCACAUCCUACCAGAAUGAGGAUGAGGAGUUUGAAGAAGAGCCAUAUGACGGAAUCACAGAGGAUGCCUAUAGUCAUCUCUAUGGACGUUCAGCUAACCCCUACGGGAUCCAGGACAAGCCAGAGAUGGCAGCGGUGCCCUUGGCCUUGGAGAACCGCAACUGUGUGCUGAUCCGCAGGGACCUGGUGGCACUGCCUGCAAGCCUCAUCAGCCAGAUAGGCUACCGCUGCCACCCAAAGCUCUACACUGAGGGCGACCCUGGGGAGAAGCUGGAAUUGGUAGCUGGUACACAGGUGUUCAUGACUCGAGGCCAGCUGAUGAAUUGUCAUCUAUGUGCUGGUAUCAAACACAAAGUCUUGCUCCGGCGUCUGCUAGCCACGUUCUUUGAUAGAAACACUUUAGCCAAUAGCUGUGGGACAGGUAUCCGUUCUUCUACUAGUGACCCCAGUAGGAAACCCCUGGACAGCAGGGUCCUCAACGCUGUCAAACUCUACUGUCAAAAUUUCAACCCUAACUUCAAGGAGAGUGAAAUGAAUGUGAUUGCUGCUGACAUGUGCACAAAUGCAAGACGUGUCCGCAAGCGAUGGUUGCCCAAGAUCAAGUCCAUGCUGCCUGAUGGCAUGGAAGUGUACCGUGCGGGAAUGGGCAUGGGUGCUGCUGUGGGCCUGGGCCUGGCACUGGGUGGCCCUCAAGCAGGGGUACACCUCCCCUUUGAGCCUGAUUUCAAGACCCUAGAGCAAAGGUUGUAUCCAGACCGCAAGGACCCUCUCAGGACUCACCCACCGCUGACAGAGGGCAGCCCCGGGUCUGGGGCAGCCGGAGCAGAGGCUGAAGGUGAAGGUGAAGGAGUAGUCCAGGAGGAACAGGAGGAGGAUGAGGAUGAAGCUGGGUUAGAGGGUGUAGAUGGAUCACUGGGGGCGCCAUCUUUGAUCCCAGGGGCUGAGGCGGGUGAUUGUGGUGACACGCCGCCUGAGCAGGAAGUGGAAAGUUUUGGACAAGGUCUGAGGGUGAAUGGACAGUGAAUGUCCUUUUGGGCGGCCACUCACAUUGUGAAAUCUGUUUAACGCUGCAUUUUCUUUUGCUUGCUCUCUUACUCUAACAUCUCCACCACUCUUUCUUCUCCUCCGUGCUUCCUCAACAGAAAUUAUUCAGCACAAAAAGCUGCGCUCGUAGAUCUUACUAUACAAGAAUUUGUGACACAUGCAUGCGCACACAUGUGCUUGUGUACAAGCAUACUUACUGAUAGUGGAAAUAAAUCACUGAUAGUAGAAGCAGACACAGGCAUGGCAUUACUACAUUCAGAAAAUCAACCCUACACUGUUUCCUUAGUAUAUAUGUAUAUGUAUUUCGGCACCAGCAGCAAUAUUACAAAGGCCUGAUAGCAAAACAAAUGGCUGUAAUGAUUCAUCAUUUCAGUGCAAUACAAAAGCAACAGCUGCUUUGCUGGCAGUUUAUGGAAUGUGGUAUAAUGGUUUGGAAAAAGAUUCGGUUUUCUUCGAAAGCUGCAUCUUGAAAUAACCCGUGUAACCUUGGGAAAAACAGAUCAGAAAAACACACUCCCUGAAAAAGCAGCUUAUUUUGCAGUGUUUGGCCACUUGACAUCAUAUUAUUGUAUGUUAAAUAUGUAUAAAUAUAUGGCAAAGUUUUUUUUAAAUAAUUAAAGGUCAACUACUGUAUGUUACCACCAUUAAACAGUAAGCUUGUCAGCGCGUCAUUUAAAAAAAAAAGAGUUCU
Molecule: messenger RNA, 3168 nt
Organism: Thunnus maccoyii (southern bluefin tuna)
Lineage: Eukaryota; Metazoa; Chordata; Actinopteri; Scombriformes; Scombridae
Product: nucleus accumbens-associated protein 2
Exons: 7
Coding region: 666-2456 (596 amino acids)
Biological process (GO): regulation of transcription by RNA polymerase II
Molecular function (GO): protein binding; RNA polymerase II cis-regulatory region sequence-specific DNA binding; DNA-binding transcription factor activity, RNA polymerase II-specific
Source: RefSeq, a predicted model, not a curated record